UCAAAUCAUUUUUUACAUCAGAGCCAUCUGUGUAAGCAGAAAAGUAAUAAACAAUGAGAUGUUAAGGGUUUGUAUUAAGAGGUCUCUCUUCUUGUGCUUAAUGUUUUAUCCUCAAUACCCUUUACUUGCUCAAUGUAAAGCAUGUUACAUUUGUAAUUAACUGUUAAACCCAAGUGCUUAUAAAUGUCAUAAAUUGUAAUGUUAUUAAUGAAAUUUAAAAGCAACAAAAUGCUUGUAAGACUUUUUAUUAUUUUCCUUGCAAUAUCAACGAUGGUGAAAGCUGAAGUCACAGAGUUGCUGGAUCUACCGUUAAAGAUGUCUGAUGGAGAGUUGGUCAUCGAUACUGAUCUAUUUACUCACGAGUCUGAAAUUGAUGGAUAUACAAUCAAAGAAUUGGUAUCAGCUUCAGAAUCAGCCAUCACGGGUAAAAUUCAAGUCUCAAAUUUUGAUAACAAUGAUUCGUACGAUAUUUAUUAUCAGUUUGAUAGAUCUGGUAAAGACAACAAGGAGAGAUUAGUUAUUCAUGGUAAUGAUUGCACAUUGUACAAUCACAGUAAAAUGACUCAAAAUGCAAAUCUAUUUGGAGAUAAUAAACCUCUUAGAGAUCUAAUACUCCUGAUGGGACCUUCAAUUAUAUACCGACUUGAUGGACAAUCAACUGUUUGGCAUGGAUUGAGUAGGAAACUUAUAACGACUGUUGUUAAUAAAACAUUGGAAAUCACUUUUUAUUUCGAUGAUAAAUACACUCAUGGAAAUACAUUCAAAAUUGAAUUCAAUGGCUAUAACCGAUCUACAAAGUCACCUGAAGUGGAGUUAUACCUACGUAUUGCCAAGCAAAAGUCUUUCACUCCGAUUCAAACUACUGAUUUAAAGUACAAAACUCAACCUUCACCUGGAAUUGGUUGUCCGAAUUACUUAAUACCAUCUGAAAGGAAACCGAUUCCCAAGUUAUUGGCCAAGUAUGUAAACUUCACCAUGUAUGAGGAGAUCGAAGGCUCAACUAAUAACAGACCAUUCAGUGAAAUAAUGGCUUCUGGAAAGCACCUUUUGAUGAGACUUAAAACAAACUUAACUGGUGUAAAAACAGAAGUCAUCUACGAUAAUGAACUUGGAAUCAUUCUUACUCUUGAAGAAGGUGGACGUUGCUGGAUUACAAUCGGAGACAGGAACUCCCCUGGACGCGACGCAAAAGGUUACUUUAAGCUUGAGAAUCUUUUCUUUUUCGAUGGCGACUUCAAUUAUGUGGGAAAGGACUACUUCGUAGACCAAUUUAAAUUUCCUGUUGAUGCAUGGGAAUCAGUUCAAUUCAAUGUUGAUUUUCAGGGAAAUAAAGUGGAUAAAUUUGUCGUUACUCAAUAUUUCGUUGAAUCGCCAAACAGUAUUAUAUUCAAUGGUUCAGCGCUUGUCCAAACAAUGAUUUCCAUCUAUGACUCAGACUCAUCGAAAAAAAGUUACGCUUUGGCUAAAAGGAUCAUAAGAGGCUACAGCAAUAUUCGAACGAUUGAAGCUGGAGAAAAAGAAUUAUAUGAUUAUUUUAUGCUGAAGGAUUGUAAAUACUUGCUUAACGACAGAAAAGUAACCCUUAACUUUAAAAUAGCAUGUGAAGCACUUAAUACAGAUUGUAUAAAAUUAGCUAACAGACUUUUGGUCCGAUUCAAGGAAGAGUUCAUAGAUGCAAUGCUAAUAUAUGAACCAAUCUCUCAACUGAGAAUCGAUGAUAUUCAAUACCGUUCUUCCGACUCUCAAAUCGAAAUGAAUGUCACAUUUCUUGAUAAACCCAAUUUUGAUGAUCUUAUGAAGCCAGAAAAAAUGCUUGUCAGUAACGAAACAUUUGAUGUGGCUAGAACUCUCUCCGCAAAUAAUGAGCGUGAAUGCUUGGAUCAAUUAGGUCAUGUCCGCGGACUUUUUUCUGUUGGCAUCUGGCGAUCUUCAGAUUCUUUUUGUGGUUAUUUGAGAAAAUUUGAGGAUUUCAAGGAAGAUGCCAAAAAUGGAGUAUCUUGUGACGUCUACAUCUUGCCAUUAGAGAAGUACUAUCGCAUAAGUCAUGAAUUAGCCCUUGAUGAUCUUCAAAAAUCCUUUUUAGAAAAUAAAUUCAAAACAUUUUCAAUGGGAGAUCCUGAAUCACACGAAUCUAUUUCUUUUAAAAUUAUAGAUAUAGUUAAAGUGCCCAAAUUCGAAAGGGAUGUUAAAGAGUCGGAUAUUACUUUAUACCAUGAAAUCGGAAGCAAUUCGAAGAUGAGAAAAGAUGACAAUACCACUUUAGUUGUACCUGGAAUCGCAAAAUUUUCUGACUGCCUCAGAGUCUGUCAAAAAUCAGAGGGACUUGACUGUAAUUCUUUUUCUUUUUGUUCUGAUUCUGAUUUCGUUGAAUGCAGAGUAAGCACCUUGAGAGAAAGUAAUUUUACUGAUGCAGCAAACAAAGAAAUGGAUUCGAAAUGCUCUAUCUUCACAAUGAAUGCUUUGCGAUUUUACUCAAAAGUUCCUAACCGAAAAUUCAAAAACCAGAUAUCAACUGCAAUUAGGCAUAGCGCUGCGUUAUGUGCUCAGGAGUGUUUGAGUUCCGAUGAUUGUGUAUCAUUCCAACAAUGUGAAUACUCGUGUAGUUUCAAUAGCUUAUAUAGCGACUCGUUUACUGAGUAUGACGAAGAUUGUGCCAUAUAUUACCCCAAAGUAUCUCAUGAGUACAGAAAUACUGGAAAUAAAAUAGUAUCCGAAGUGAUUCACACUGAGAUGAACUUGAAUCUAGACCAAUGUGCUUCAUUGUGCCAUGGAUGGACUGAUGGUGACAAUGGAUGUAAAUCGUUUAACUAUUGUCCUAGAAAUAUCAAUCAAAUGGAAAGCUCAUGUUCAUUGACUAAAUAUUCGGUUAAAAGUUCUGAUGCAAAUAGCACUGAAGGAGGUCACUGUUCAAAUUACGAAUUGAUAACUCAGUCAAAUGACAAUACCAAAGAAGAAUCAAGUGAAACUCAAGUGAUCAAAGGAACGAGUGAAUCGAAUGCUUUCGGUAUAAUCAUAAUGUUUCUGGUCAUUAUUUCUUUUUUAGUAUUCUCAGCUCCAUGUGUUUACGAAAAAAUCAAACCCAAACGAGUUUUUGCACAGUUAAAUGAGAGUUUAACUUUGACAAAACAAGUUAAUGAACAACCUGGAACUACUAAGAUAAAUAUGUCGAACUUUUAAUUGUUGAUCUCACACUCAACUGCAUGUGAAUCCAAAUGUUCCAAGAAUAUAUUCACUCCAGUUCUAUUAGUUUUCUGAAUCCGCCGUCUAUUGUUAAUGUACAUGUAUAUAAUUUAUCAUUCCAAUCUUUUAUGCAAGAAAUCCAGUCAAUAAUAGAUGUAAUAUGAGAUAAAUAAUAAAAGCUUCAUAAGUCAAUUCUAAUCA
Messenger RNA from Tetranychus urticae (two-spotted spider mite), 3381 nucleotides. The record is from RefSeq and is a predicted model, not a curated record. NCBI's taxonomy places the organism in Eukaryota, Metazoa, Arthropoda, Arachnida, Trombidiformes, Tetranychidae.